Molecule: messenger RNA, 2294 nt
Organism: Polypterus senegalus (gray bichir)
Lineage: Eukaryota; Metazoa; Chordata; Cladistia; Polypteriformes; Polypteridae
Exons: 11
Coding region: 145-2019 (624 amino acids)
Source: RefSeq, a predicted model, not a curated record
AAAGCCAGCCUCUACCUGCAGGGAAGCAACUAUAUAAAAUCGGCGGAGCACUGAAGUGACAAACAGGCUUCAGAUGUGCAAGAACAGCUGCCGGCGUACAGGUUAUCACUUUAUAACAACUGAAGUACGAAACUCAGUUUCAUUAUGAGAAUGAAGAUCCUUGCCUUGCUUUGGCUUUUUGGUAUUGGAUUUGCUGAUUUAUGUACAGUUCCUCGUGGUGCCACCAAUAUUGUUAGACAAGGCAUAGCAGAGCAGUCUUCUCCCUAUGAAAACCUUGGACCUCCAAACCUGGCCAUAGAUGGGAAAACAAGUGGCGUCUUCAGUGACGGUACCUGCACCCACACCAAUGAUAAGUUUCCCUCCUGGUGGAGAGUGAAUUUGAAGGCGAGCUACACCAUCUCUAUGGUGGUGGUCUACAACAGACUGGACUGCUGUGACACGAGGUUGAUGGGGGCUGAAGUCCGAGUUGGUGAAACACCUGAUGUCUCAACACAUGUCAGAUGUGGCACAAUUGAGGUAACUUCUCCUGGGUCUGUUCACACCAUCUGCUGUAAUGGAAAGAGAGGUCAGUUUGUCAGUGUUGUCCUGCCGAAUCAGCCUCAGUAUCUGACACUCUGUGAAGUGGAGGUCUACGGAGUAGAAAUCGUCUCACCCUGCAAACCUGCAUUAAAUGCAAUUAAUAUUGCUAGACAAGGCAUAGCAGAGCAGUCUUCCCCCUAUGGAAACCUUGGAUCUCCAAACCUGGCCAUAGAUGGUAAAAUAAGUGGCAUCUUCAGUGACGGUACCUGCACCCACACCGAAAAUUUGUAUCCCUCCUGGUGGAGAUUGAAUCUGAAGGCCAGCUACGCCAUCUCCACAGUGGUGGUCUACAACAGACUGGACUGCUGUGACACAAGGCUGACGGGGGCUGAAGUUCGAGUUGGUGACUCACCUGAUGUCUCAAAGCAUGUCAGAUGUGGCACAAUUGAGGUAACUUCUCCUGGGUCUGUUCACACCAUCUGCUGUAAUGGAAAGAUAGGUCAGUUUGUCAGUGUUGUUCUGCCAAAUCAGCCUCAGUAUCUGACACUCUGUGAAGUGGAGGUCUAUGGAGUAGAAAUCGUCUCACCCUGCAAACCUGCGUUUAAUGCAAAUAAUAUUGCUAGACAAGGCAUAGCAGAGCAGUCUUCUCCCUAUGGAAACCUUGGAUCUCCAAACCUGGCCAUAGAUGGUAAAACAAGUGGCGUUUUCAGCGAUGGUACCUGCACCCACACCGAAAGUUUGUAUCCCUCCUGGUGGAGAUUGAAUCUGAAGGCCAGCUACGCCAUCUCCACAGUGGUGGUCUACAACAGACUGGACUGCUGUGACACCAGGCUGACAGGGGCUGAAGUUCGAGUUGGUGACUCACCUGAUGUCUCAAAGCAUGUCAGGUGUGGCACAAUUGAGGUAACUUCUCCUGGGUCUGUUCACACCAUCUGCUGUAAUGGAAAGAGAGGCCAGUUUGUCAGUGUUGUUCUGCCAAAUCAGAUUCAGUAUCUGACACUCUGUGAAGUGGAGGUCUACGGAGAAGAAAUUGUCUCACCCUGCAAACCUGCGUUAAAUGCAAUCAAUAUCGCUAGACAAGGUAUAGCAGAGCAGUCUUCUCCCUAUGGAAACCUUGGAUCUCCAAACCUGGCCAUAGAUGGGAAAACAAGUGGCAUCUUCAGUGAUGGUACCUGCACCCACACCAGUAAUGACUCUCCCUCCUGGUGGAGACUGAAUCUGAAGGCCAACUACACCAUCUCCACAGUGGUGGUCUACAACAGGCUGGACUGCUGUGACACCAGGCUGACGAGGGCUGAAGUUCGAGUUGGUGACUCACUUGAUGUCUCAAAGCAUGUCAAAUGUGGCACAAUUGAGACAACCUACCCUGGAUCUGUUCACACUAUCUGCUGUAAUGGAAUGCGUGGCCAAUAUGUCAGCAUUGUCCUGCCAAACCAACCUCAGUAUCUGACACUCUGUGAAGUGGAGGUCUAUGGAGAAGCAACCAACUUACUCAGAUGAUGUCAAGGAUUGAGAAACCAGCAAAGAUAAUUGAGAUUUUUCAGUCUUCAUGUAUAAUGACAUAAUGACAACAACAAAACGGCACAUCUGGAACUUGCAUGUUGACCUUUCAUUUGUAUAUCAGACAGUGCAAAGUCUUUCUAACUGAACUUAUUGAUCAAAAGACGAAUUGGGUUGUGAUGUAAUUCUUCAACAUUAUGAAAAUGUCAAAAUGUACAUCACGCACACUUUAAAUAUUUGCAAUAAAAUAUUGACAUUGUUGUUUUUAAGCCUUA